This is a messenger RNA of Fusarium oxysporum Fo47, 936 nucleotides long. RefSeq lists its product as uncharacterized. Bases 1 to 936 code for a protein of 311 amino acids. Lineage: Eukaryota; Fungi; Ascomycota; Sordariomycetes; Hypocreales; Nectriaceae. The transcript has a single exon. The record is from RefSeq and is a predicted model, not a curated record.
AUGAAAGGUUUCGUCGAGGAAGUCCAGGAGAAGAUGAUCAUCCUUGGUGUGUUAGUGGGCUCUCAGAUGACUUUUGACCUUCAUGUAACCGAGAUCAUCAAGAAGUGCAGACGGAGGCUGGGUUACAUGAAGCGAAUAUCGGGGAGCACGUGGGGCCCUGACAUGUAUGCAGUCCGUCAAAACUACCUGACGUUGAUUCGUCCUGUCAUUACCUACGCUUGUGGAGCUUGGUCCAUCAAGCAGCGCAAGUGCGUCAGCACACGUCUGAACUUUGGCCUCAGCACCAAGGUGAUUGACCGGAAUGAUAGCACCAUUAGAUUCAAGCGUGGCAUUGUGUGCAUCCUCCGCCAAAUUAGCUCGAAGAAUACAUCCGAGAUAUCUAUAGCUACCAAUGAGGUUCUUCCGGGGUUGACAGAUUCGGCUUCACCUGAAGAGCUUUUCGAUAUGUCGUUCGAUUAUUGGGAUAUCCCGUCGCCCGCUCGGCUCAGGGAAACUGCGGAACGUCUGCAACGGCAUCGCUUCUUGGAUAGCUUAGGCAGCUGGCUUCCGAUCCAAAGAGAUGAUCCGAGAUGGUUUGAUGCAACAUACAAGGGACCAAAGUAUACAUAUCGUCGAAAAUACUGGUUCUCGGCAACAGCUGUCGCUGUAAAAUUUCUCAACCGUUUAUCAUUAACCCAACGCGGAUAUCUGCACAAGCUGGUACUAAACGAAGACAGGAUUUCAGUUGGUUUCCCUGAGUCCCAUGCUAUUGGAUUGAUUCCCUUUUUUAAACAAAACCCAAAGCUGCAUGUUGAACAGUGGGUCGACGUCUGGCAAAACCUCGUCAUGGACUCCGAACAGCCAAGUGCCUACGGACCGAACGGCAUGAUCUUUGAACGGAGCGAGCCACACCCCGGAGAGUUCCACUGCCUGGACUCAAUCUCUGGACUAGACUAG